This is a messenger RNA of Acanthoscelides obtectus, 4209 nucleotides long. Lineage: Eukaryota; Metazoa; Arthropoda; Insecta; Coleoptera; Chrysomelidae. The record is from the annotation of a GenBank genome assembly.
GUCUGCCCGGCAUCCGGGAAGAUAUCACCCCCACAACCCCCGGGCGAUCACCAUCACCGUCGCCUUACAAAGGGAUCAGUUUGAUCGGUGCCGGUACCACCACUUCUACUGGAGCAGGCCAGCGAAAAGAGUUCCAGCAGUCCGCAGCCGAAAAGUGUCAUUAAGUUGGCAGCCACACCUCGCAUCGAUAUCUCCAGAGCAAGUAGUUCAUCUCAUCACGACAGCCGAGAUAGUACGCCGGAAAGGGAGAUCUUCGAUCACUCCGCACAAGAACCGGCGGCUAGUACGAAGCUUGGGCUGGGAUUCAGGGAAGAUGGUACUUCGGAACUCAGGUCAUCAACUGAAGAGCUAGACUUUCAAGAUGCCAACGAGUCCCGAAAAGUGAACCGGACUAGACCGUCGUCGCCUAUGACCUUGGAGGAAUGCAUUCCUCCGCACAGAAAAGACUCCCAGUGUUCCGACAUCGUACUCCUGUCUAUAUCGGGCAGAACGUCCAGACUUUCCAGUAUAGGUAGUCAGGGCAGCGGUCAUUCGGGUCAGAGCAGGUUGAGCAACGCUAGUCACCUCUCGGGGAUAUCAAGAUGUUCUUCGCCACACAAAAUGCUGCUGGAAACUUCGUUUUGUGGUGCGAAACCUCCAGAUGUGGUUAAGGCUGCUGAACCAACAGGCAUUAAAGAAGACAUGGAAAAGCUCUUGCUGUCCAGGAAGCAUGAUCCGACAGAAGCUAUUCUGGCAGAAGGCAUUUCCAUAGAAAAAUCUAAUAAAAAAACUCCGGUGCCGCAACAAAAGUCGAAACCGCCCGCUCAGAGACGAGACAGCAAAAUGAAGGUAGAUGUAACGAUAAAGGUGGAUCGACCUCAGGACGAUUUCAGCAAAGAAGAAUCUGCUCCUAAGCUUCCUAGUAGAUUUGUAUCAGAAAGUGGCGUAGAGUACUUUUACAUUCCUCUCAAAGGCCCCUUGCCACCGGACUUGGACAAAAUCGCAUCGCCAACCACAGCGAAGGCUGUUAGAGAGCUCAAGUCUAGAGAAACCAAGUCUAGAGAAAUCAAGUCUGCUAGUUAUCAAAGCAAAAGCGGUAGGAGCUCCAAAGACGCCAACUCAAUACCUAGAACUAGAUCAGCGACACAAGCGCCAAGCGAACGAAGAAACGAGAAAGAAGAACCGAAGUACAUACGGAUCAAGCUGAAACCUGACUAUUGCUACUCCGACACCGACCAAGAAAGUUCCACCUGCGAAAUACAAAAACCUGAUUCGCUCGAGCUUAGAACGUCUCAGAUAUCUCAUAGCAGCGCUGUUAUAGUGACAGAAAUACCGGAAGCAGCAAAAAUAUCCGCGUCAGUGAACAGUGCAAAAAACGAUGCAAUAGAAAACAUAACUAGCGUGACUCCGUCACCUUCAGUGUCUAGAAAAAAUUCCUUCGCUUCUCUUUUCAGAAGCAAAGAAGCCAUAGUCAGCCCCGAAUCGCCUGGCGUUUCCGAGCACAAAAGGAAAAACACCCUGACAAGUAUUCUGGGGGACGGCGCUAGGAGUAGAAGUAGAAGCAGAUCGAAAAGUAGGGACAGAGAUAGCCACAAGUCUUCGCUCUCGACUGCUCCGUCAUCGACAGAGAGCAUAGACAUUAAAUCCAAAAACAAAUCAGUGCUGUCUUUGUUUAAAGGCAUCAAAAAGGAUAAGGUCAAAUCGGAGUCUGAGACCAGCUCACAAGAAACAUUACCUAGUAUAGAAGGCAUCGGUAAGCUAGAGUUCAAGUUCAAUGAGCCAAAAAAGACUCACUACGAAAAUCCUUUGGACGCUGCAAGCAUCCGUAUACCAUUGCAUUCUCCAGACUAUUAUGAGAAGAGUUGGAAGACUUCCAGUCAGGACUCUCAGGAUACAGUCAUCGAAGUAGCAGCCAGUAGUAUACCCAAGCCCGAACCAGCGAUCCAACGAGAAGAAAGCUUCGUAAAGUCGCAAGCCAGCAAAUCAGCUGCAGCUAACAGUAGACAAAGUAGUACGAGUAGUGAAAAUGUGGUGUUUUCCACGAAGCUGGAUAAUGAGGUGUUCACGACGAAGCUGCCGAAGAAUCUUCCUAAGGACAAACCUAGGAAGGAGAUGAACGGUAUCAUAGAGGUGGAGAGGACAUUAGAAGCCACCAAAACCAACGAGGUUGAAAUAGAGGUUGUGAAUGAAGUAGUAAAAGUAGUCAACGAAGUUCAAGUAAAUAGAGAAGAUGUAGUUGAUAAAAAAGAAGAUGUUAUUACUCAAAGGACAGAUACUAGUGAAGAUAAAAAUAACAUUAGCGAACGAAAACAAGAUGUUCGCCCGAAAAAUCCAGACGUUAGCGACACAAGGCAAGGAGAACUGAGUGACCGCGUGCCCAAGUCAAGAAGUAAUACGAGCUUGAAGAGAGCAGAAUCUUCAAGAGAAAAGAAGGUUGAGACGGUCGUAGAUAAGAAGGUUACGGAAGAGGCUAGGCAGAGGUCUAUAGAGAAAGCCAAGCGCACAUCCCAACUAUCCGCAGCAAGUACGGCCACUUCUAACGCCGACGAAGAUCGCGACUCUUCGGAAUCGGAACGAGACGCCGAGGAUAUGGCGAGGAACAGGAGAGACCUAGAUCUGAGGCUGCAAUUGGACGUGACGGAGCCUGAGAGGAAAGCGAUUGUUCUGCAGCAGGACUCGUUCGAGGACGAAUUGCCUUACGUACCCACCACCUUGCCCUUAGAGCGCUCCGCUGCCGUGCCCAUUGUGCCCGUUAGACAACGAUCUACGUUCGAGAUCAAGACGUGCCCCAUCGAGAGACCCAGAUCGACCACACCGAUCAAUCCCAGUUGCCUAGAAGAAUACUGUGAAGAUGUAAUGGGCAGUUUCAAUGUAGAAAGCAUAACGCAAACUAUAGAGAAGCUGAAGAUAUCGCUACCUAGGAACGAUUCCGUGGAAAAGGGAAGCAAGGUAAAAUCUCCUAGAAAAAAGGAUGCAAACUGGCAGGAAUUUGCUGGUAAGAGCACCAAGAAAACUACUCCAGUUCAAAAAGAAACUCCGCCACCUCUUCCUCCGAAAGGGAUACAGAAAUCGUGGAUCAACUUUGAGGAAAUUCCAGAAAAAAGGAAAGCACCGAAAAGGAUACAAACUAUACCUUCCCGAGGAUAUAUUGAGGUGCCAGAAAGCAUCCUGCAGGAGAACGUCAUUUACAAUUACGUAAACCCGGAGGAAUGUAAAUGCGAAUGUCACGAAAUCAAUGCCAAAGAAAGGGAAAAACGGAGCAGGGAAGGAAGCAGAGAUAGUAGCCGCGAGAGCAGAGACGGUGCUAUAGGAACUAGAGUGGUGCAAGAGGAUGAACUACCUCUUUUAGAAGAUGAUAACGCUGACGACGAAAAGAUUGGACAGUUUGAAAGUAAACACAGGUCUAAGUUGGAUGUUGCCGAUUUGAGGAGUAUAGUAAGUGAUUCGUCAGUUGAUCUGAGCGCGUGUGCGGAACCCACGGGAGGAACUACCUGUGACGUGACCUUAAAGACGCCGUUUACAAGUGAUCUAGGUGUGUCCAGCAAUCGAUCCAGUAUAGUCUCGCAGGAGGAUCAGCCCUCUCCAGAUUCGCCAAAUGCCUUUCCAAAAAUAUCCUAAUGACCCAUAGCCAAUAAGAUAAAUCUAUUAUAAAUACACCGUAUUUUUCUGUGUGCGAUUUUUUAUUUAAGUCGGUAAGUGUAUGUAAUUUAUAUAUUAUGUAUAUUGUAUAGCUUAGCCAAAUCUUCAGAGUUAUAUAAUUAUAAUUGUGUACAUGACCUUAUGACAAAACUUAACGAAAACAUGUUUUUUAUAACAUUAUGGUUCAUAUCAAUGCAUCUGAUGGUGAACGUGUAUGUAGCAACGAGUAUUUUUACUGCAGAGCGCAUAAUAUUCAAUCCUGUUUCUCUGUUUUAUAACCGUCAACAGCGCUUUUGAUCACCUACAGGUACAAAAAUUAUAAAAAGCGAUUUCAGGUCACAAAUAUUUCGACUACGGUUUUAAAUGAAUUCGAUUAUCAAUGAUGAUUUUUGUCUUGCUUACGUAUAGCAGUAAUAGUCCAGGACAGAGCCGGAAACAUGGCAUGCAUCAGAAAGUAGCACGUAGUCAAGGAAUUUAAAAAAAUCGAAACUUUUGAACGAAAAGGGAUAAAGAAAUAAAAAAGACGAUAUCUUAAAGUCCGAUGUCUUCGGAGGAGAUAGAAAGUGAACGUCGAACAGCUCGAAAAUCUAC